Molecule: messenger RNA, 2371 nt
Organism: Lotus japonicus
Lineage: Eukaryota; Viridiplantae; Streptophyta; Magnoliopsida; Fabales; Fabaceae
Product: ubiquitin carboxyl-terminal hydrolase 27
Exons: 10
Coding region: 174-1916 (580 amino acids)
Biological process (GO): protein deubiquitination
Cellular component (GO): cytosol; nucleus
Molecular function (GO): cysteine-type endopeptidase activity; cysteine-type deubiquitinase activity
Source: RefSeq, a predicted model, not a curated record
UUGUAUAACUUUGGACAGAGAGUCUCCACUCUCCCCACUCAAUUUGAACACUGAAACAUUUUCCUUGGGGCAUCGCCGCCGUCCCAGUCUUUUCCUCACCGUGCAGUCCCACUCUCCGCCGCGCACACGAGCAGUAGCAGCACUCACUGAAACCUUCACCAGCCACUAAAUCAAUGGGAUUUCUAGCACACACUGGGAUGAAUCAUACUCAGGUAGCGGUUGGUAGCAUCGUGGGAAGCAUAGUUGGUGCGAUAGCGAUCUUCGCACUCAAGGAAACCAAAGCGAAAACCUUGCUAUGGUCAUCUGGAACAAGAAGAAGUAAUAGCAGCAACUUGGAUAAUAAGAAACCGCUCCUAGUCCCUGGUUUACACAAUCUCCGCAACAAUUGCUUCCUCAACGUUGUUUUGCAGGCUCUCGCUAGCUGUUUUUGCUUUCACGGGUUUCUUCACAGAGUGAUUGCAGAAUGUGGGACUCAGGAUAUGGUUGAAAGCGAAACCGAUCAGAGCAUGCCCCUUGCGGCUUCUUUGGUUGCUUUGUUGCAAGAGCUUAGUUCUGUUAGUGGAGAGAAGGUUAUACUAAGUCCGCGAGAGAUAAUGCUUGCUAUGUCCCUUUACAAUCCAGACUUUAAUCUAACAGACCAGCAGGAUGCUGCUGAAGCGUUUCUUCAUCUGUUAUGCUCUUUGAGGGAAGAAUUUGGAGGUUGCUAUGCUCCAAAUGUGAGUUCUUUAGCAGACGUUUGUGCUUCUAAUAAUAGAAUUAUUGCUCCCAUACAGAGGGACUGGAAGAGUGAGCAGGAAAGAUGGAAGCAACUCUUUCUUGGACCUUUUGAUGGGAUUCUUGGUAGCAGUUUAACCUGUCGAAGUUGUUCAUCUCAGAUCUCAAUGAACUUUGAACAUUUUGAUUGUUUGCCUCUUUCACCUGUGCUUAGUGACAGUUUUACCAUAAUUAUUAAAUGUUCAAUGCUGCAGAGAGUUGGUUGUACACUGGUGGAUUGCCUGAAGCAGUUCAUUGUUGCUGAACAUGUUGAAAACUAUCACUGCAGCCACUGUUGGCAUAAUGCUGCAAUCAAGUAUAUUUCCUUAAUGGAAGAAAAUGAGGUAGAACUUGAAAGACUAAGGAGAUGUUCUGAACAAGAACUCUGCAAUUGCCGAACAAAAUUUAAUCUCGAGAAGCUACCCUGGUCAACUAGGUUUUCACAUGUUCUGAAGCAGCUAAGUAUUGCUCAGUGCCCAAGGAUUUUAUGCAUCCAGUUGAAAAGAGUUCAUAUGAGUAUCUUUGGAGAGCCCGUCAAACUGCAGGGCCAUAUUUCUUUUCCAUUGAUCUUGGAUGUGUUGCCAUUCACGACUACUAGGCUGGGAGUAAAUAUACAGGAGGUAGAUAUACGAAGUCUUCCCUUGCAUCUGCAGAAUAGCCGAAGAAACCCUUUGACUAACCAUUAUAAUCAGCAUUCUGAGGUUGGAACGUUGAAAUUUAGUGGCAUUAAUGGAGAAGUGAGAGAAAAAAUCAAUGCAGGUGGUCUUAUUGACGAUGGAUUUGCCUCCUGUACAAAUAGGCAGGCAUCCAAUGACCCCAUAUAUCCCUGCUCCAGCUCUUCGGUUAGCAUUCACACAGAUACGCAGACGCAAUCAAUUGACAAGGUGGAUGGUUCUUAUAAUUUAGUUUCUCAAGAAGCGUGUUUGUAUCAACUUGUUUCUGUUGUGGAACACUUCGGAAGAGCUGGAGGUGGGCAUUACACUGUGUACAGAUGUGCGAGAGCGGAGACUUCAGAUGUCUCUGGUGAUCGCUGCUUCAAUCAAACUCCAAGGCGCUGGUUUUGUGUUUCAGACUCUCAAGUGGAUGCUGUUUCAGAGGAAGAUGUUCUAUCUAGUGAGGCAAGCUUGCUUUUCUAUGAGAGAAUUCCAAAGAACUGUAUUUGAGCAUUUGGAGGGAGACAAGGCUUGUUAGUUUUAACUGAACCAGAUGAUUAGGUAACUGUCUCAACUAAUUUGGUGACUAGUUAUCUUUGUAGUGUUCAGAUGUGAGUGUUAAGUGAGGAAGCAUUACUUGCACUUGGCUCUUACUUACGAACAUAUUGAUUGUACCAAUUUUCCCUCACAAGAAAGUAAUCAUUCUCUAAGAUGGUAUCAGAGCUCAAUUCGCGAGCUUUGCAGCUACCAUGGUUAGAGACUAUUCUUUUAGCAUUCAGCUUGCGAUGUUGAUUCUGGUUCUAACAACAAUGGAAGCACAACCAGAUCAAGUAUUUUGGUUUCUAAGACAUUAAGUUAUAUAUUUUUUUGUGUGGUUAAGAUAGAGCUUUGAAGCAUGAGAUGCACUUGGGAUUAUAUUUUUAAUUAUGAAUGAAUGGACUAUUGUUAUAUUUUUGAAGGAUUUA